CUUCCCCUUCCUCCUGUCUUCCUCCUGUCUUCCUCCUCCUUUGCCAGGCCAAGGGCCGGACAAGUCGGAUGGAUGGCUACUCGUUAUUUCCUAGGUGGAACCAUGAAGCAGAUCUGUUUCUGUGCCGCCUCCUCUUUCGCGAACCAAGACUGGAGCAAGAACGACGAGAAGCUUCUGCAGGCCGUGGAAUACAAUGACGCCGACCGCGUCUCCUCUCUCCUCCUCCGGAAAGGUCUGGUCCCCACCAAAUUGGACUCCGAUGGGAAAUCAGCGUUCCACCUGGCCGCCAUGAGAGGAAACGUGGACUGCCUUGAAGUCAUGCUGGCCCAUGGGGCCGAUGCCAUGACCACCGAUGGAUCAGGCUUUGCAGCUUUACACCUCUCGGCAAAACAUGGCCACCCUCAGUGUGUGAGCAAGCUCUUGCAGGCCUCUUGCCCAGUGGACAUGGCAGACAGUCAUGGAAGGACAGCGCUUCAUCACGCAGCUGUCACUGGCUGCAUCUCCUGUUUGGAAAUCCUCUGUGACUUCAAAGCUUCCUUGAACACCAAGGACCAGGAUGGGGCAACCCCUCUUAUUCUCGCAGCCAAGAUGAGCCAUUCGGAGCUGUGCCAUUACCUGCUGCACCGCGGAGCUGCCGUCAACGCCAGAGACCAGAAGGGCCGAACAGCCCUCAUGGUGGCCUGUGAGAAUGGCAAUGUGGAGACGGUGGAGGUCCUUGUCCACGGCGGGGCCAAGGUGGGCCUUGUGGAUGCCACAGGCCACGAUGCGGCCCACUAUGGAGCAGCCACCGGCAAUGCCCUCAUUCAGCAUUACUUGCAGGAGGCAGCCCAGCGUCAUUCUUGGGCCAGCGAGGAAUCCACUGAUUUAUCCUCACAGGCCUCCUCCCCAGGGCAAUCUGGCUCCAAGGGGAAGAAUAGCAGCCCAAGAAAAAGGAAGGCCCCACCUCCACCGUCCAGUAACCCCAACCAGCCUGCUCCUCACCCGCUGGACCACCAGGGCACCUCUUCUGCAGAACGGAGCAGCCGGGUGAUCACAGCCAAGCCAGCCAGAGCACACCAUUCCUCCGCUCCAGCCGAUGCGGAGGAUCGAGACGCUUACGAGGAGAUUGUGAAGCUGCGCCAAGAGAGGGCACAGUUCCUGCAAAAGAUCCGAAGCCUGGAACAACAGCAGGAGAAACAGAAGCAAGAGCAACCAGGGCUGGGAGAUGCUUCACUUCUUAUUCUAGAGAAACAGAUCGAAGAUCUUCAGAAGCAACUGGCCGAGAAAGAAAAUCUGGGCAAAGAGGUGGAGGUGCUCCGGAGCCGUCUCUCAUCAAUGGAGGUACUGGAAAAUGAGAAAGAAAACACCAGCUACGAUAUCGAAACCCUGCAAGACGAAGAGGGAGAUCUGUUGGAGUUCCCAGGAGCCGAGUGUUUGCUGUCGAAAAAGAGUUGGAGCGUCUCGACCGAAGACCUCUUGGCAACCCUGCAGGGCCAAGUGCAGUCGCUGACCCAGAAAAACAAAGAGCUGAUGGAGAAAAUACAGAUCCUGGAGAAUUAUGAGAAAGACGAAAGUGAUGCAGAUGCUUCCGGUGACUUCAUUCCCAUCAUCUUGUACGACUCGCUCAGGUCAGAAUUUGAUCGCCUGAAGGAGCAGCAUGCCGAAGCCCAGGAGGUCUUGAAAACCCUUGAGGGUGCUGGGAACGACGAACCUUCUUGCAAACUCGUCCCUGCGGAGGCUUACGAACAGCUCAAGGCUAACUACGAGAAGCAAAUCGAAGCUCUCCAGGAAGCCCUGGAAAAGACCAGCUCCUUGGCCAACCAGGGCAACAGAGACCAUGAACCUGAUGGCAACUCUGGAGUAGGGCUGGAAGAAAAUGGUGAAGCGGAUACAGAGGUAAGGAAUGGCGAGACUGAGGAGUUGGCCAAAGAGCUCAGCUCGAUGAGGGAGAAAUACCAGGCUGCAUUGGUUGAAGUGAAGCUCCUCCAAGAGCAGAUCGAGUUGGGCAUCCUAUCCGUGGAGGACAAGGAGAUUGCGGAGAACUCCAGGAGUGAACUGGAGAUAGUCAAGGCCGCUUUGCAUCAAGCACAGGAGGACCUCAAGGACCGAGACCAGAAGGUAACAGAUCUCGAACGGAAGCUCGUAGCCAAGGGGGAAGAAAUCGCCAGAGGCUACACCGCUGAGGAGUAUGACGAGAUGAAGACCUCGCUCAGCGUCUCUUUGGAUGAAGUCUCCAAGGAGAAGGAGGCCCUUCAGGUCCGGUGUACCUCUGCCGAGGCCGAGGUGAAGGAGUUGAGGGAAUCCUUGCGGGAGAAGAGCUGUGAGCUUGAAGAGGUCCGAGAGAGCUCUUCAAAGCAUCUCCGGGAAGAGGCUGGAGAGCUGCGCAAAGAACUAGAAGUUACCAUGAAGCACCGGCAGGAUGCAGAAGCCCAGCUCAAGGGUCUCAGAGAAGGACGGCAGGCCUUGGAGGAGGAGCUGCAAGCCACCAAGCAGAGUCUGGCCUCCCAGUACAUCCCCAAGUCGGAGCAUGAGGACAUGGUGGGGCAGCUGAAGGCCUCCCUUUCCAACGCAGAAGGGAAGCUGUUGGACCUAAAGGUGCAGCAUGACUCUGCCCAGAAAAGGCUGGCGGAAUUGCAGGCGAGUGCGGAAAGCUACCGGCGUGAGUCGGUGCCCCUGGCAGAGCAUGCCCGUGCCAAGGAACUCCUGGAAGGGACUUUGUGGGAGCUGAAGGCCAAAGCCAAGCUGUUGGAGCAAGAGUUGAAAGUCAAGGUGCAAGAGGCCUCGGGGCUCCAGGCCCAGCUGGAUGAAGUCCGCCAGGCAGCAGUAUCCAAGGAAUCUCAUGAGAAACUGAAGGCCAGCCUUCAGGGGGAGAUCGAGACCCUCAACGCCAAGCUGAGCGACCUGGAGCGGAAGCACGAGCGCACCUGCACAGAGGUCUUCCAGGUGCAGCGGGAGGCCCUCUUCAUGAAAAGCGAGAAGCACGCGGCUGAGGCUCAGCUGGUGGCCGCAGAGAAGCAGCUACAGAGCCUGCUGGCUGAAUCAGAGAGGAUCCAGGAGCUUCACAGCCACAUCGAGGAUUCAGCCAAACUGGUCAAGGAGAAGGACAAGAAGAUCACAGAACUUUCGAAGGAAGUCUUCAAGUUGAAAGAGGCUCUCAAUGACCUCUCCGAACUGUCCGGCGCGACAUCUCCGAAAGCAUCCUCCCCGCAGAAAGCGGAGAACCGUCAGGAAGCAGCCGCUCUCCAGGGCAAAGUCAAAGAUCUGGAGCAGCAGCUGGUGGAGGCGGAACGGCGUCACAAUAAUAUCGUUUCUCUGUACAGGGGCCACCUCCUUUAUGCCAUCCAGGGUCGCAUGGAUGAAGAUAUCCAACGGAUUCUCUUCCAGAUUCUGAAAAUGCAAAGACUCCAGGAGCAAGGGAGAUGAAACGGAGGAGAGACUACGGAUCUGAACUGGUGGGGUUGGGGCGGUGGGCUUUUUUGUUCUGGAAGCAUGAUGGAGAACAUCUCAAGGUGUUUCCUUCUCCAUCCUCACACAAGCCAGCUCAAGCCCGGAGGGUGGCAGUGGCACCGUUGAAGCUUGCCGCACCAAAUGUAUGGGUCUUCCAAAUCCCGUUCCUCUCGACUUUAUUCUUCCUGGUCUUUUGGAGGGUCAGGAAGGAGGUGUCCACCACCGCCGCCAUCUUGUCCUCCCCAGAAGCUCUGUGCCUUUCAAACAGCUUCGCAGUAGGCAGAAAUGCGUCAACGUCCACCGGGCUUCCACUGUUGCGCUUCCACACUGCACCUGUUGAAUUUCCUCCCACGAUGGCGGCAUCCGAGGCACAAAGUGGUUCUUGAAGAGGCGGAAGGGGAAAGAUGAGAAACUUAGAGGGGGACUCAAUUUGCCUGGGCCAAUGGCAACUAGAACAGGUGGCAAGUUGUUCGCCACUGCUGUUGUUGUUGCCUUCGAGUCGUUUCCGACUUAUGGCGACGACUCUAAGGCGAACCUAUCAUGGCAAGAUUUCUUCCCCUGAGGCUGAGAGAGCAUGACUUGCCCAAAGUGGGUUUCAUGGCUAAGCAGGGAAUUCAAAUCCUGGCCUCCAGGGUUGUAGUCCAAGACUCAAACCACCCCACCAUGCUAGCUCUACCUGCCCCCAAAGAGCCAUUGUAAGGGCUUUUUAUUAGGCUAAGGUUGCUAAUCAACUCGCAGCCAUACAACUUGCCAGGGGCUGGUCACUCAUUCUAGGCCUCGCCUACCUUGCAAGGUUGUUGUGAGGAUAAACGACAGGGAUAAUCUGAAUUUUGACCAGGCGUAGGUGGGCAGGUGAGGGAAACAGAAGGAUGGGACGUUGGUGUUUUUUGGGAUCCCCUUCAGGACAGGGCUGUGUUUAUACUGUGAUUCUGCCUGAGUGCCUCACGAAAUGUGAAACUGGGCAAAAGAAUUUAAAUCCCUAUCCUAAGCACUUAUUGGUGUCUUUAUUUAAAAGCAGGUUUCUAGUCCACAGGGGAGCACUGCUGAAAGCUCAGCCGACGGAAGAGCAGCUGAAGCUUGCAGUGCUCUAGUGAUGCCCAAACUUUGGUCUUCCAGGUGUUUUGGACUUCAGUUCCCAGAAGCCCCAACUGUCAGGAUUUAUUGGAGCUGAAGUCCCAAACCUCUGGAGGACCAAUGUUAAGGAAUCACAAACGGUCCCCAACCUUUGGUCCUCCGUUAGUUUUGGACUCCGACUCCCAGAAGCCUCAGCCAACCUGGCCAAGAGUCAGGAAUGAUGGGAGUCCAAACCGUCUGGAGGACCAAUUGCUCUAUGUACACUUCCCAUUCAGUUCAGUGUGGCUUACUCCUGAGUAGACACGCUUAGGUUUGUGCUGUAAAUAUGACUUUCCAGGGGAAAGGUGCUGUGUAGCUUCUUAUAUCCUUUCCUCUCCCUGACUGACAAAACUUGAAUAAAUUAUACACAUUG
Sceloporus undulatus (fence lizard) is the source of this 4912-nucleotide messenger RNA. It is a transcript of the gene ANKRD24, whose product is annotated as ankyrin repeat domain 24. The transcript has 20 exons. Lineage: Eukaryota; Metazoa; Chordata; Lepidosauria; Squamata; Phrynosomatidae. Gene Ontology annotation, molecular function: actin binding. Bases 73 to 3402 code for a protein of 1109 amino acids. The record is from RefSeq and is a predicted model, not a curated record.